UGUCAAACAAGGAAAUACCAAGCCGUAUGAAAGCCCGUCGGAGACCCCUGAAUUCAAACUGCAUGCUGCGUAAUAUGUAGGGCAAUAAUCGUUAUAUAGAGGAAGCCGUCUUUGCAGCUCGAGCAAGCGACGCUUUUUAAUUUCUGGAUGGUCAAACGGAUCUGCUGCGUAACUGGCGGCCCGUCCUGCAAUGGAGUCUUCUCUAUAUCCUUUCAUAUCGGAUGUGGCGAGGAGGCAGCGGGCUGAUGGGAUAGGCAAGCCUUCUGGGGCCGACACUGACGAAUAUCCAUAUUCAUCCCUCCAACAAGGAGGCUUUUUCAUAUUGUUCUUUUUCCCGUCGAUCGCGCUUAUUGUCGUGGGGCUCAGGGUCUAUGGGAGAGUAAAAAGCAGGCAGUUCGGUUGGGAUGAUAGCCUGGCAUGUCUGGCUAUGAUAUUCUCGAUCGCUGAGACGGGGUGUUCUUACAUGGCAAUGCGCGCGGCAUUCCUUGGAGUGCACGUCUACGAUAUUCCGAGGACAGCCGACGUCAGUCUCGGAAUGUAUUGGAACUAUGUGAUACAAAUCCUAUAUAACCCGAUACUCGCGCUCGUCAAGUGCUCCGUAUUGAUGUUCCUCCUACGAAUAGGGGGGCAACGACGACGAAUUAGAUAUUCGAUCCACGCCCUCAAUAUUUUUACCAUCGGCUUGAUGAUCGCUAUAUUUGUUACUGCGAUCUUCCAGUGCUCGCCGAUCUCGUACUUUUGGGAACGCAUUACCAAUCCGACAAUGCAAGGAAAGUGUAUCGACACUGGUAUAUUCUAUGUGACGACUGCGGCGUUGACGAUAUUCACCGACGUGCUCGUUCUGGCUCUUCCUUUCUGGAUAUUCAUGGGAUUGAAAAUGGCGCCCAAGGUUAAGUUCGCUAUAAUGGUGGUGUUCUUAUUAGGAGCGGUUGUCACUGUUGUUAGCAUCCUUCGGUUGCUGUGGAUCAUCGAGACGUCUCUCUACCAAAUGAAGUUCGAUUACUCCUACGAUAUUCGAUUCACUUAUUCCGCCGUCGAAACGAACUUGGCAAUAAUCACAGCGUCGGGCCCAGCAUUACGACCCCUAUUCAUGGUUUGGUUCCCUCGGUUCUUCUCCUCCCUGCGUGGGACUGGCAAUCAGAACUACCGUUACAGAGAUGGACCGUAUGCGUUGAACGAUACAGGUAACACCGACAAGCCUAGCACAAACGGGGACAGCCCAAAGGGGGAUCAUCUCUACGGCACGUCAUCCUUUGCUCUGAGAAACAUGAAGGGACGGACAGAAAUACGGAGCCACUCGCCUACGACCAGCGAAGAAGAGAUUAUGACGUACAACGGCAUUGUACGCACAACAGAGGUUGAGAUUCAGUUUGUGCCACGGCCACAGUCGUCUCAUGAGGCCAAAUAAGGGAAGUCUCCAGCGAUAUGUAAUGUAAUAUUGAAAAUAGGUCGUGAUGCAUAUAUGACAUAUAGCAAAGUCCAGUUUACUUUGCUGCGAAAAAGGAUGGCUCCGAAAAUUUACGGAAAGGUGACGGCGUCGAUGUGCGGGUAGCUCUUAACUUCGAGUCGGGGUUAUUAAACACCAUAGGGUCGCCUCUAACUUAUCAAUAGCUCAAAGAUAGGUACCUAACCUAAGGUUAGGCCUAUGUAGUAACCGUAUUAAGGGGUAAAAUAAUCAUUAUCUAAAACUUGAUACGCUAUCAUCCUAUAUACUCUUUAUAACGCCA
Molecule: messenger RNA, 1727 nt
Organism: Daldinia caldariorum
Lineage: Eukaryota; Fungi; Ascomycota; Sordariomycetes; Xylariales; Hypoxylaceae
Exons: 5
Coding region: 191-1408 (405 amino acids)
Source: RefSeq, a predicted model, not a curated record